Messenger RNA from Manacus vitellinus (golden-collared manakin), 4994 nucleotides. RefSeq names its product vav guanine nucleotide exchange factor 2 (gene VAV2). The record is from RefSeq and is a predicted model, not a curated record. The transcript has 27 exons. Gene Ontology annotation, molecular function: protein binding; guanyl-nucleotide exchange factor activity. Gene Ontology annotation, cellular component: cytoplasm. Gene Ontology annotation, biological process: regulation of GTPase activity; cell migration; intracellular signal transduction. NCBI's taxonomy places the organism in Eukaryota, Metazoa, Chordata, Aves, Passeriformes, Pipridae. The coding region runs from base 1 to 2325 and encodes 774 amino acids.
AUGUCCCAGUUUCUCUGUCUGAAGAACAUCCGAACCUUCCUGAAGGUGUGUCACGACAAAUUUGGGUUAAGGAACAGCGAUUUGUUUGAUCCCUUCGACCUCUUCGAUGUGCGGGAUUUCGGGAAGGUGAUCUCUGCAGUAUCCAGGCUCUCCUUCCACAGUAUUGCUCAAACCAAAGGAAUUAGGCCCUUCCCUUCGGAGGAGACCACGGAAAACGAUGAUGACGUGUAUCGGAGCCUGGAGGAGCUGGCAGACGAGCACGAUCUGGGGGAGGACAUUUAUGACUGCGUCCCCUGCGAAGAUGAAGGCGAUGAUAUCUACGAAGAUAUCAUCAGAGUGGAAGUUCAGCAGCCCAUGAAAAUGGGAAUGACAGAAGAUGACAAAAGAAAUUGCUGCUUGCUAGAAAUCCAAGAAACUGAGGCCAAAUACUACAAAACACUUGAAGAUAUAGAAAAGAACUAUAUGAACCCCCUGAGGCUGGUACUGACUCCCCAAGACAUGGAAGCUAUUUUUAUCAAUUUGGAGGACCUAAUUAAAGUGCACUUCAGUUUCCUGAGAGCCAUCGAUGUCUCUAUGAUGUCUGGAGGAAGCAGCCUGGCAAAAGUGUUUCUGGAAUUCAAAGAGAGGCUGCUGAUUUAUGGCAAGUACUGCAGCCACAUGGAGUAUGCCCAGAACACCCUCAACCACCUCCUUGCCAACCGGGAGGACGUCCGGCAGAAGGUGGAGGAAUGCACACUAAAGGUCCAGGAUGGGAAAUUUAAAUUGCAAGAUCUGCUGGUGGUUCCAAUGCAGAGAGUUUUGAAAUAUCAUCUCCUGUUGAAGGAGCUGCUCAGCCAUUCCUCAGACCGACCAGAGAAGCAACAGCUGAAGGAGGCUCUGGAGGCGAUGCAGGACUUGGCCAUGUACAUCAAUGAAGUAAAGAGGGACAAGGAGACUUUAAAGAAAAUAAGUGAAUUUCAGAGCUCUAUAGAAAACCUGCAAGUGAAGCUGGAGGAGUUUGGGAGGCCGAAGAUCGACGGGGAGCUGAAGGUGCGCUCCAUAGUCAACCACACCAAGCAGGACAGGUAUUUAUUUUUAUUUGAUAAAGUGGUGAUCGUCUGCAAAAGGAAAGGCUACAAUUAUGAGCUGAAAGAAAUUAUUGAGCUGCUCUUCCACAAGAUGACUGAUGACCCCAUGAAUAACAAGGACAUUAAGAAGUGGUCAUACGGCUUCUACCUAAUCCACCUUCAGGGGAAGCAGGGCUUCCAGUUCUUCUGCAAGACAGAAGAAAUGAAGAGGAAGUGGAUGGAGCAGUUUGAAAUGGCAAUGUCCAACAUAAAGCCAGAGAAAGCCAAUGCAAAUCACCAUAACUUUCAGAUGUACACAUUUGAAAAGACGACCAACUGCAAAGCCUGCAGGAUGUUCCUGAGAGGAACCUUCUACCAAGGCUAUCUUUGCCCCAAAUGUGGAGCAGGUGCUCAUAAGGAGUGCUUGGAGAUCAUUCCUCCCUGCAAGAUGGGUUCUUCAGCAGACCAGGAUUCACUGGGUGCUGGACCUGGUCCUAAAAUGGUGGCAGUUCAGAAUUACCAUGGAAACCCAGCCCCUCCUGGGAAGCCGGUGCUGACCUUUCAAAUUGGGGAUGUGAUCGAGCUGCUGAGGGGGGACCCAGACUCUCCAUGGUGGGAGGGACGGCUGCUGCAGACGAAGAAGUCGGGUUAUUUCCCCAGCUCAUCAGUAAAGCCCUGCCCUGUGGAUGCCAGGCCUCCCAACAGCCGGCCGCCCUCGCGGGAGAUCGACUACACGGCGUACCCGUGGUUUGCAGGGAACAUGGAGCGGCAGCAGACGGACAACCUGCUCAAGUCUCACGUCAGCGGCACCUACUUGAUCCGGGAGCGGCCGGCCGAGGCCGAGCGCUUUGCCAUCAGUAUUAAGUUCAACGAGGAGGUGAAGCACAUCAAGGUGGUGGAGAAGGACAACUGGAUUCACAUCACAGAAGCCAAGAAGUUCGAAAGCUUGCUGGAGCUGGUCGAGUACUACCAGAGCCACUCGCUGAAGGAGAGCUUCAAGCAGCUGGACACGACACUGAAAUACCCCUACAAAUCUCGGGAGCGCUCUACCUCCAGGACCUUCACCCGCUCCCCAGUGUUCACCCCACGGGUCAUAGGGACGGCGGUGGCUCGGUACAACUUCGCGGCGCGGGACAUGCGGGAGCUCUCGCUGCGGGAGGGCGACGUGGUGAAGAUCUACAGCAGGAUUGGCGGGGACCAGGGAUGGUGGAAGGGGGAAACCAACGGAAGAGUCGGCUGGUUUCCCUCGACGUACGUGGAAGAGGAGGGGGUGCAGUGACUGCGGGGAUGUUUGGUGGAAGUCGUCGAGCGCCCAGAGCCGCUGCAGCCCGAGCACGCCUGUCCCGACGCCCGCAGCUCCCCGUGAGACGCGGCCGGGCACCUCCCAGGAGCCUCCCAGGACUGCUCUCGCAGCCUCCUCAGCAAUCCUUCCUCUGUACAGUGUGUGUGCACAUGUCGGGGCCGCCCCGGCCCCGCUCCUGUUCCAUGUAUAGAAGAUUGAUGGUCCGUCGGAUAACGUUGGUGUAGCAGCUGCGGAAGAGUCCCGGGAGAGCUGCGCUCCCCCUGCAUGGACAGAGCUGAGAGACUCUGGGGGGUCUGCACCUCUCUUUUAAAGGUGUUUUAAAAGCCACCGUGGUGAUGGUGGUGGGAGGGUGAGGCUGAAGGUUUGUGCCUGGGUGUGCCGGGGUGAGAAUCUGGGGGUUUCUAAGGGGAGGGAGUGAUCCAGCCCCAAGGAGACAAUGCAGACCCCCUGCCCACACCACUCGGGUGGGCUCCCCAGGUCAGGAUUUUGGCAGUGUCCCUGGCAGGGGACAGGGUGAGGAGCAGAGCAGAGACACACAGAGGAGAGGGCUGUUGCUUGGCUCUGAAGGGAUGUCAGCUGUGAAACCAUUUUGACCAUCAGACAUGGGCUGGAAGUGGAUCUUCAAAUCAGACAGGAGGGGAAGGAGCAGCUUUGGCAUCCCCAAGCCUGUUUUCUUUACAACCACCUCAGUCCCAGCAGCCUUGCUGCAGGUGGAGGGGGCUGCCCAGGGAGCAGACUGGUCCCACUGGUGAGAGCAGGAGGUCUCAGUGUGUUGCAGGACUGGAGAUGUGCUUUGCCACACAAGGGCUUUGGAGGCCACCAAGACACCAGAUACAUGCAGAGGAGCAUGUGUCCCUGGGUCUGUCCUCCUCUCCCUCUCAGCAGGACCCCCCCAAGCCAGGCUGAUUUUUCUUGCAGCCAUGACCAUGUCCCACCUCGCUGAGCUCAGGGCCAACCCACCUGAGUAAGGGCUACGGUGUCAACUCCUGAUUCCUCUCCCUGAGUUGUGAAAGCAUCUCUUCUUCCCAGCUGUGUGCACUUUUGGGGGCUGUGAGCAUUGCCUCCUCCCUUCCUCCCACAGGCUGUUACUGCUGCUGCUGUCAAGUAAAGGUCCGCCUGUUUUGACAUUCCCGCUGUGUCCUGAGCACCAUCUGUCUGAGCCUGUUCUUCCCAAAGUCUGGAGUUGCCGGCUGGAAAUCCCAGCCCUUGUCUUCUGCUGGGGACUGGCUUCACUCUUUGGCUCCAGAAUUCCCUUCCAAAGGACAACUACGUGUGUGGGAGUGUGACAGGGAACAACUUUCCUGUAUCUGAGCCCCAGGAGCUGCCCUUCAGCUUCCCCCAAUACGUAGCAUUUUCAGCUGGUGCUUCCAUGCCCUGACUUUGUUCCCCUGGGACUCGUGGUGGUCCUGCUGUGUUCCCAGUGUGGGGUCUUGGCAUUGUGCUGGUGCAUGUCUGGGAGAUGCCAGCAUUGGGUGGGUGAGCAGUGCUGAUGCCCUUGGUCCCUGGCACAGGGGUACCCUGUGCAGCAUCCAGAUGUAGCAGCAGUGCCAUGCUCAGGAUAAGAAAUAGAAGUUUGGGACUCUUAAGGACAAGGGAAUGAUGUUAACUUGGGAAUUACAAGCUUUUGCUCAGUGACAAGCCCAGAGCCACCCUAUUUUGCUUCCCAUUCCUCCAGGAGCUCUGUGAGUGCCCCCGUUCAGGGUGCCACAGGGGGAGUGGGGUGGGUUCAGCAGAGUGUGGCUGGGGCAGAUGCCCACCAUGGGUCUUGCUUGGUGAGGUGAUGGGAACAUGAGGGGGCUCAAGGCUUUCCCAAGGUACUGUUUGGUGCUAACCCCUCCCAGCCCCUUGAUUCUCAGCUUAGAAGAGAGCUGGCAAUGCCCUGCUCCUGUGCAGAGCAGAGGGCCCUGUUCCCAUUCCGGGAGCUGUGUUGGAGCUGAGGGUGCAUUUGGGUGGAUGGGACACACACACACACGUGACAAACGAUGGCUCAUACUAUGCCUCAGAUCCUAAAGCCUUACAGACCCUCCCUUUAACGUGGCCAAUUUUGUAAGGUGGCGAGGUCAUCCCCUCUGGGAGAGCACGUCCCUGUCACAGGGACCAGGACACCCCUGUUCCUCAUGCCCCAAAGGGAUCCCCAACCUCUGCCUGUGCUGCCCUCCCAGCCCUGCCAAACCCCCUCCCCUCCAGGGAACCCUCCCUCUUGUGUUUACUGGUGUAAGAAACUUGUUAAAAAAGAUUGUUUUGUUUGUAAGUAAUUAUUCAGCCAUUUGCCACAAAUAUAUCUGUGAAUAAGAAAGGGAAAUGUUUUUUUAUGAUGGCGAGAAAAUUGUAUAUAUAUUUUAGUUCAUCGCAGACCAUUCGAAAUUGCAAUGGGAUACGUUGGAAAAUAAUAUGUAAAUUCCUUGGGUUUUUCCUUUGCACUGCACUAACUGGGGUAGGGUGGAGGGGGUUUAAAGAUAAAACUGUUUAUGAAAUAGUUUAUAGCUGGGAAUUUGGAAAUCAUUUGGAAUAGCUUGUAAUGCUGGAAUAGAAACUUUAGCUGCUACUUAGAAAUCCUUUUGCAUGUGGUUUUUCCAGACCUUUUUAAGUUACAAUACAUCAAAGUAAAUUCCACAGCGAAAAAAAAUAAAGUGUAAUUUUGCUGA